AUGGAUCUGAUGAAAACGACUGUGAAAGAGAGUGUUCUGACAGUGAGUUCCUGCUGUGCCGAUAAGAAGCAUUGCAUCCCUGGACGUCUUUACUGUGAUGGGGAGCCCGACUGUGCAGACCAGAGUGAUGAGACUCCAAACUGCAAAUGCCGUUCAGACCAAAUCCGUUGUGGCAAUGGAACCUGCCUUGGAAUAGUGUUCGUGUGUGAUGGAGUCAACGACUGUGAAGACUAUUCAGACGAAAUCAACUGCACGUGCAAUGCGAACCAGUACAAAUGCAAUAACAGUAACACCGAAUGUUUGGACCCACUCUACGUCUGCGAUGGAGAAACUGACUGUCGCGAUGGAUCUGAUGAAAGCGACUGUGAAAGAGAGUGUUCCAGCAGUGAGUUCCGCUGUGCCGAUAAGAAGCAUUGCAUCCCUGGACAUCUUUACUGUGAUGGGGAGCCCGACUGUGCAGACCAUAGCGAUGAGACUGCAAACUGCCAAUGCCGCUCAGACCAAAUCCGUUGUGGCAAUGGCACCUGCCUUGGAAUAGUGUUCGUUUGUGAUGGAGUCAACGACUGUGAAGACUAUGCAGAUGAAAUCAACUGCACUUGCAAUCCGAACCAGUACAAAUGCAAUAACAGCAACACCGAAUGUUUGGAGCGCCUCUUCGUCUGUGAUGGAGAAACUGACUGUAGCGAUGGAUCUGAUGAAAGCAACUGUGAAAGAGAGUGUUCCAACAGUGAGUUCCGCUGUGCCGAUAAGAAGCAUUGCAUCCCUGGACGUCUUUACUGUGAUGGGGAGCCCGACUGUGCAGACCAGAGCGAUGAGACUCCCAGCUGCCAUUGCCUCCCAGAGCUGCAACUUCCUUGUGGCAAUGGGACCUGCCUGGCCAAGGACAGCUUCUGUGAUGGAGUCAAUGACUGUGGGGACUAUUCUGAUGAGACCAACUGCAGUUGCUCUCCAAGCCAAUUCACGUGCAGGAGCAGCAGGCUGUGCGUGGACUCGAUGUUUGUUUGUGAUGGAGAAACGGACUGCAGUGAUGGAUCUGAUGAAAUUGGCUGUGAUAUAGAGUGUGCAGUGAAUGAGUUCCUUUGUGCUAACAAGAAGCAAUGCAUCUCUGGGCGGUUUUACUGCAAUGGGGAGCCGGACUGCAUGGACAAGAGCGAUGAGACUCCGAACUGCAAGUGCCACGCAGACCAACAGCUGCCUUGUGGUAAUGGGACCUGCCUGGCAAUGGAGAGCUUCUGUGAUGGAGUCAACGACUGUGGAGACUACUCAGAUGAGGCCAACUGCACUUGUUCACCAAUUCAGUUCACAUGCAGGAGCAGCAGGCUGUGCGUGGACUCAAUGUUUGUUUGUGACGGAGAAACUGACUGCAGUGAUGGAUCAGAUGAAAUUGGCUGCGAUAUUGAGUGUGCAGUGCGUGAGUUCCGAUGUGCUAACAAGAAGCAAUGCAUACCUGGAUGGUUUUAUUGCAAUGGAGAGGCCGACUGUGCAGACCAGAGCGAUGAGACUCCCAGCUGCCAUUGCAUCCCAGAGCUGCAAAUGCCUUGUGGAAAUAGGACCUGCCUGGCAAUGGAGAGCUUCUGUGAUGGAGUCAAUGACUGUGGGGACUACUCAGAUGAGGCCAAUUGCACUUGCUCUCCAAGCCAAUUCACGUGCAGGAGCAGCAGGUUGUGUGUGGACUUGAUGUUUGUUUGUGAUGGAGAAACGGACUGCAGUGAUGGAUCUGAUGAAAUUGGCUGUGAUAUAGAGUGUGCAGUGAAUGAGUUCCUUUGUGCUAACAAGAAGCAAUGCAUCUCUGGGCGGUUUUACUGCAAUGGGGAGCCGGACUGCAUGGACAAGAGCGAUGAGACUCCGAACUGCAAGUGCCACGCAGACCAACAGCUGCCUUGUGGUAAUGGGACCUGCCUGGCAAUGGAGAGCUUCUGUGAUGGAGUCAACGACUGUGGAGACUACUCAGAUGAGGCCAACUGCACUUGUUCACCAAUUCAGUUCACAUGCAGGAGCAGCAGGCUGUGCGUGGACUCAAUGUUUGUUUGUGACGGAGAAACUGACUGCAGUGAUGGAUCAGAUGAAAUUGGCUGCGAUAUUGAGUGUGCAGUGCGUGAGUUCCGAUGUGCUAACAAGAAGCAAUGCAUACCUGGAUGGUUUUAUUGCAAUGGAGAGGCCGACUGUGCAGACCAGAGCGAUGAGACUCCCAGCUGCCAGUGCAUCCCAGAGCUGCAACUGUCUUGUGGCAAUGGGACCUGCCUGGCAAAGGAGAGCUUCUGUGAUGGAAUCAACGACUGUGGGGACUACUCAGAUGAGGCCAACUGCACUUGUUCACCAAUUCAGUUCACAUGCAGGAGCAGCAGGCUGUGCGUGGACUCGAUGUUUGUUUGUGAUGGAGAAACGGACUGCAUUGAUGGAUCAGAUGAAAUUGGCUGCGAUAUCGAGUGUGCAGUGCAUGAGUUCCGCUGUGCUAACAAGAAGCAGUGCAUACCUGGAUGGUUUUGUUGCAAUGGAGAGGCCGACUGUGCAGACCAGAGCGAUGAGACUCCCAGCUGCCAUUGCAUCCCAGAGCUGCAAAUGCCUUGUGGAAAUAGGACCUGCCUAGCAAUGGAGAGCUUCUGUGAUGGAGUCAAUGACUGUGGGGACUACUCAGAUGAGGCCAAUUGCACUUGCUCUCCAAGCCAAUUCACGUGCAGGAGCAGCAGGUUGUGUGUGGACUUGAUGUUUGUUUGUGAUGGAGAAACGGACUGCAGUGAUGGAUCUGAUGAAAUUGGCUGUGAUAUAGAGUGUGCAGUGAAUGAGUUCCUUUGUGCUAACAAGAAGCAAUGCAUCUCUGGGCGGUUUUACUGCAAUGGGGAGCCGGACUGCAUGGACAAGAGCGAUGAGACUCCGAACUGCAAGUGCCACGCAGACCAACAGCUGCCUUGUGGUAAUGGGACCUGCCUGGCAAUGGAGAGCUUCUGUGAUGGAGUCAACGACUGUGGAGACUACUCAGAUGAGGCCAACUGCACUUGUUCACCAAUUCAGUUCACAUGCAGGAGCAGCAGGCUGUGCGUGGACUCAAUGUUUGUUUGUGACGGAGAAACUGACUGCAGUGAUGGAUCAGAUGAAAUUGGCUGCGAUAUUGAGUGUGCAGUGCGUGAGUUCCGAUGUGCUAACAAGAAGCAAUGCAUACCUGGAUGGUUUUAUUGCAAUGGAGAGGCCGACUGUGCAGACCAGAGCGAUGAGACUCCCAGCUGCCAUUGCAUCCCAGAGCUGCAAAUGCCUUGUGGAAAUAGGACCUGCCUGGCAAUGGAGAGCUUCUGUGAUGGAGUCAAUGACUGUGGGGACUACUCAGAUGAGGCCAAUUGCACUUGCUCUCCAAGCCAAUUCACGUGCAAGAGCAGCAGGCUGUGUGUGGACUCGAUGUUUGUUUGUGAUGGAGAAACGGACUGCAGUGAUGGAUCUGAUGAAAUUGGCUGUGAUAUAGAGUGUGCAGUGAAUGAGUUCCUUUGUGAUAACAAGAAGCAAUGCAUCUCUGGGCGGUUUUACUGCAAUGGGGAGCCGGACUGCAUGGACAAGAGCGAUGAGACUCCGAACUGCAAGUGCCACGCAGACCAACAGCUGCCUUGUGGUAAUGGGACCUGCCUGGCAAUGGAGAGCUUCUGUGAUGGAGUCAACGACUGUGGAGACUACUCAGAUGAGGCCAACUGCACUUGUUCACCAAUUCAGUUCACAUGCAGGAGCAGCAGGCUGUGUGUGGACUCGAUGUUUGUUUGUGAUGGAGAAACGGACUGCAGUGAUGGAUCUGAUGAAAUUGGCUGUGAUAUAGAGUGUGCAGUGAAUGAGUUCCUUUGUGCUAACAAGAAGCAAUGCAUCUCUGGGCGGUUUUACUGCAAUGGGGAGCCGGACUGCAUGGACAAGAGCGAUGAGACUCCGAACUGCAAGUGCCACGCAGACCAACAGCUGCCUUGUGGUAAUGGGACCUGCCUGGCAAUGGAGAGCUUCUGUGAUGGAGUCAACGACUGUGGAGACUACUCAGAUGAGGCCAACUGCAGUGAGUUUAAUGUCUUUCCAAUUGAAAACAAUGAACAAUUAAAUAAGUCGUAUUACAUAAACUAUUCAUGA
Lethenteron reissneri (Far Eastern brook lamprey) is the source of this 4089-nucleotide messenger RNA. RefSeq names its product low-density lipoprotein receptor-related protein 2-like. The record is from RefSeq and is a predicted model, not a curated record. NCBI's taxonomy places the organism in Eukaryota, Metazoa, Chordata, Hyperoartia, Petromyzontiformes, Petromyzontidae. Gene Ontology annotation, molecular function: protein binding; hormone binding. Gene Ontology annotation, cellular component: plasma membrane; signaling receptor complex; apical plasma membrane. Gene Ontology annotation, biological process: receptor-mediated endocytosis.